Mytilus californianus (California mussel) is the source of this 1797-nucleotide messenger RNA. RefSeq lists its product as uncharacterized. The record is from RefSeq and is a predicted model, not a curated record. The transcript is spliced from 2 exons. Bases 82 to 1389 code for a protein of 435 amino acids. NCBI's taxonomy places the organism in Eukaryota, Metazoa, Mollusca, Bivalvia, Mytilida, Mytilidae.
CUUUAAAAUGGCUCUACCUCUUAUAAUGCACCUCCCAUUUAACAAAUCUUAAAUAGUGAAUUCAGAGACCAUAAAGGAAAGAUGAGCCCUAUACUAUGGAUGCCUUUGUUUUUAUUAAGUACACUUGCCUGUACAGCUGGAAAGUUUGUUUUCACAGGACCAAUAGAUAAAAGAGGCAUAUACACAAGACCAGUAGAUAUAGGAGACAAAGUAACAAGAACAUUACAGAUAGGAAGCAAUACUACAAGACAAGGAAACAUGGAUAUAAAUAAACCAAGAACAUUAAAAACUGGAGGCAUCAUUAUAGGACCAGGAAAACUGGAUAAAAAUAAACCAAGAACAUUAGAAACUGGAGGCAACAUUAUAGGACCAGGAAACAUGGAUAUAAAUAAACCAAGAACAUUAGAAACUGGCGGCAACAUUAUAAGACCAGGAAACAUGGAUAUAAAUAAACCAGGAACAUUGGAAACUGGAGGUAACAUUAUAGGACCAGGAGACAUGGAUAUAAAUAAACCAGGUACAUUGGAAAUUGGAGGCACCACUAUUGGGCCAGGACACAUGGAUAUAAAUAAACCGGGAACAUUGGAAAUUGGAGGCACCACUAUUGGGCAAGGACACAUGGAUAUAAAUAAACCAGGAACAUUGGAAACUGGAAGCACCAUUAUAGGGCCAGGACACAUGGAUAUAAAUAAACCAGGAACAUUGGAAACUGGAGGCACCAUUAUAGGGCCAGGAGACAUGGAUGUAAAUAAACCAGGAACUUUGGAAACUGGAGGCACCAUUAUAGGGCCAGGAGACAUGGAUGUAAAUAAACCAGGAACUUUGGAAACUGGAGGCAUCAUUAUAGGGCCAGGAGACAUGGAUGUAAAUAAACCAGGAACUUUGGAAACUGGAGGCACCAUUAUAGGACCAGGAGACAUGGAUAUAAAUAUAUCAAGACGAUUCGAAACUGGAGGCACUAUUAUAGGGCCAGGAGACACAAGUAUAAAUGAAUCAAGAACAUUUGAAACAGGAGGUAGUAUUACGAAACCAGGAGACAAAGGUGAAAAUAAACCAAGAAUAUUAGAAACAGGAGGCAACGUAAGAAGAAUAGUUAGAAGCAAUACUUUCAAAGACCUAGGAAAUGGUAAUAAAGCACAAAUUCAAACAUUAGGUGGAAUUGGUAGACGAAUGACACUCGGAAAAAUGCUGUCAACAAUUCUAAAUGGUACACGAUCAAAUUCUACAAAUAAGAAUGAAAUUGGUGCCAAGUCAGGUUUCCAACGGUACAUUCCACCCUUUGUUUUAAACAUGAAUAUAUAUGAAUGGAUACCAAGGAAAUUUCAUCAAAAAGUUCAUGAUGACUUGAUGAAUGUUAGGAACAAAACUACAACCACUGAUAACUUUUGAUACAUUUGUUGAUCGGAACAUAUUUAAAGUAGUCUUGGAAUGCAUUAAUUAUUAUACAUUACAGUUGUAGAUUUAUUUUUUGUAAGAAAGUUAAUGCAUGCAUCUAGAAUUAUUGAUACAUACAUACAGACGUUUCAAUGCACUCCGAUGUUGAUCUGUAGGAUUUUAUAAAAAAUUGUUAAAAAAAUAUCUUUUUUGUUAUCAUUUAAUUUCAGUAUCACUGUGUGUAGUCAUCUUGAAAGGAUCGAUAUUCAAUAAAUCAUAAGGUAAUGCGCCCCUUGGUCUGACUCAUUGAAAAUCUACUCAAAACCUAUGGAUUUUAUUUGCUGAGAAUCUACUAACCGUACUGGCGAUGCAUUUAUACGUGGAGUUUAUGUCAAUGAGUCAACAACCACAAUAAAACCAAAA